Striga asiatica is the source of this 807-nucleotide messenger RNA. The record is from the annotation of a GenBank genome assembly. Lineage: Eukaryota; Viridiplantae; Streptophyta; Magnoliopsida; Lamiales; Orobanchaceae.
AUGAGUCCCCAAUUUGAUAAUUUGACAUAUUUAGCAAAAAACAAGGACAUGACCGGAAAGCUCCGAUUGCGGAUUCAUGGUUCGGCACCCGGUUCCUUGGCACAAAAGUUUAAGAAGUUUAACCUUCUCGAAGGAUGUGUGUACGGGAUUACAAGUUGGGAACUUAAGGAGGACAAAGAUGCAUUCAAAUUAACCGAAUCAAGUCAUAAGUUUGAGUUUGGUGUAAACACAAACAUGUACAAGCUCGACAUUUCUAUUGUGGACGACACCGACAUUGUACAACUUUUGUGUUGGGAUAAGCAAGAUGAUGGACCAAAUUUGCCAAUUGAAAUUGAGUUGUUGACUUAUAAAGCAAUCAUGUUUAAAAUAUCAAAGAAGAAUGAUCAAAUUGGACCUUAUAACGGUCCAUUUACGGUUGCUCGCAUUACCGCUGAUCCUAUUUUUCUCAAUCGGUUUGGACCCUUGGCAAACCCUUCACAAGAAUCAAAGGCUGAAGAAGUGUACAGCCCAAUCAGGGCUGUAAAGGCUGAAGAAGUGUACAGCCCAAUUAGGGUUGUAAAGGCAGAAGUGUACAACCCCAUCAGGGUUGUAAAGGCUGAAGAAGUGUACAGCCCAAUCACGGCUGUAAACGCUGAAGUGUACAACCCAAUCAUGGUUGUAAAGGCUGAAGUGUACAGUCCAAUCAGUGUUGUAAAGGGCUGCAAAGAGGAGACAAAGAAGAUAGAGCAAACUGAGUUGUUUGGCGACGGGUCAAGCUGUUCGGAAGAGCCGAUGGGGAAGAAGAAAAUAAAGCUUGAAGAAAUCUGA